Molecule: messenger RNA, 2486 nt
Organism: Sus scrofa (pig)
Lineage: Eukaryota; Metazoa; Chordata; Mammalia; Artiodactyla; Suidae
Gene: IP6K3
Product: inositol hexakisphosphate kinase 3
Biological process (GO): phosphatidylinositol phosphate biosynthetic process; inositol phosphate biosynthetic process
Cellular component (GO): cytoplasm; nucleus
Molecular function (GO): inositol hexakisphosphate kinase activity
Source: RefSeq, a predicted model, not a curated record
GGCCUCCGUAGCCCAGCCCUCUGGACAAACCUGAGUCCGGGCAGCCCCUCUACCAGUGCCACGGUGGACGGCAACCCUCCACGCUGGCCUCUGGGAAGAACCUUGCCCAAAACCACAGAGCGAGCACUGAAAACAAUCACUUUCCAGGGAACCCCUCUCUUCUACGGCCACUCCCCACGUCCCACCAGGAGUGAGGCUCUGGGCUCCCCCUGCCGAGAGCCCUCAGCCAGGACGACACUGUUAUGCCAGCGGUACAGGCUAAGGAGAAGUUGAAGGGCUGCUGACUGCCCCCUUCGGCCCGGAAACCGCUACCUCGACCUCAAGCCACCCUCUUGUGGAUCUGCAGGGCGCCCCAUCCUGGUGCUGAGGCAUGGUUGUGCAGGACAGUGUGGACGCGGGGGACGCCAGGGUGGGCGUGGCCCUGGAGCCCUUCCUGCACCAGGUCGGGGGCCACCUGAGCGUGAUGACGUAUGACGAGCAUACCGUGUGCAAGCCCCUCAUCUCCCGGGAGCAGAGGUUCUACGAGUCCUUGCCACUGGCCAUGAAGCGCUUCACCCCGCAGUACAAAGGCACCAUCACCGUGCACCUGCAGAAGGACAGCCGCGGCCGGCUCAGCCUGGUCGCCAACCCGCUGAAGGAGAACCGGGGUCCCCUCAAGGUCACGGAGGAAUCAACAGCGGUGGCAAUAUGGCAGACUCUCCAGCAGACCUGUGGCGGCGGCGGCGGCCUCCCCGUCGCCCAGUGGGAGCACACCCAGCCAGCCCACGCAGUCAAGGACAGCCCGGCCACGGCGCUCCUGAGGUCCGAGCUCCACCUCAAGGCCCAGGUCUCCCCUCUGCUGGGAGAUGCCGACGGGAGCCAGGCCGAGAAGAGAGGCUUUAACCCCUGGGGCCUGCACUGCCACCAGGCCCACCUGAGCCGCCUGUGCGCCGAGUACCCCGAGAACCAGCGGCACCGGUUCUUGUUGCUGGAGAACAUCGUGUCGCAAUACAAGCAUCCUUGCAUCCUGGACUUGAAGAUGGGAACCCGGCAGCACGGGGACGAUGCAUCGGAGGAGAAGAAGGCCCGCCACGCGAAGAAGUGUGCGCAGAGCACCUCAGCUCGCCUGGGCCUGCGCAUCUGCGGCAUGCAGGUUUAUCAAGCUGAUAAGAAGCACUUCCUCUGCAAAGACAAGUACUAUGGAAGGAAGCUGUCGGUGGAGGGCUUCCGACAAGCUCUCUGUCAGUUCCUGCAUGACGGGACCCGCCUGCGGACGGAGCUGCUGGAGCCCAUGCAGCACCAGCUCCAAGCCCUCCUCUCUGUCAUCAGGAGCCAGAGUUCCUACAGGUUCUACUCCAGCUCCCUUCUCAUCACCUAUGAUGGGCAGGAGGCCGCCCCCAGCAGCAGUGACACCCUCGCCAAGGUCGACGUCCGCAUGAUCGACUUCGCUCAUACAACAUACAAAGGCUCCUGGAAUGAACGAGCCACCUACGAUGGGCCAGAUCUCGGCUAUAUCUUUGGCCUGGAAAACCUCAUCCAGAUCCUGCGGGAUAUUCAGGAGGGCGCAUGAGACGUGUCCAGUCCAUUGAGAAUUUCUGGGAAUACAGCUCUCAAAAGGGACCUCUUGGUAGCUGAGAUGUCCCUGUAAUAAUUAUAUCUACGUUCAAAGAUCAUCUCUAUACACGGCAGGCUGUGCUGACAGCUGCUAAGAAACCAGCUCUGGAGGUAACUCCACGUAGCCCGGCGUCUCGCCCCAAUGCAGACACAGCAGGGUGGACGGUGUGUGAAACGGUGCCCUUCCGGGGGACAGGGAGGGAGCGCCCGGUGCUAGAGGCCAGCGUUACAGGGAGAUUCUAGAGUUCUUGCAUUUAAAGAUGCUUCCGUGGUGUCCUGCAGCAGUCCCCACAAGCUGUGAGGCAAAAAACAACCCGAAGGAGCCUGAAGGAAGCCAUCCGCAGUUCAUGGCUUUUCUGCUGGCGGGGGCAGGUGGGGGGGCUGCCCGCCCCCAGGGCAGACAGCUGACGGAUGUCCCUUACCUUCCUCAGAAGGCGACACCAGCUCUGUCCCUGGGCUCUGAGUGGACAAGGACAAGCCCAGACACAGCACUGGCAAACCCAGACCCCAGCUUCUCCAUUUCUGCCCCUGAAGAGGCAGGUCCUGUGCCAAGUGAUGAUUCUGCCAGACUCUGACCACGAAAUGUAGCUUCCAGUGGCACCAGACUGUGCAUGAGGAGGAUGCGAAAUGUUCUCCGCUUUCUAUUUAUUUAUUGGGGGGGGGGGAGUCAGGCGAGGGGAGUCAGGCGAGAGGAGCCUGGAGGACCGAGGCAAUCAGGCGCAAUGUUUACAAGAUGGGUGGACAAGCGUAAAUACAGAACCAAGAGCCAACGGUUCUAAUUAAUUCCUUCUGCAGUGUGGAAACCUAUUACAAUGCCCUUGAGUCAAGCACUGAGAUACGUUACCCAAUUAGGGAAAUAAAUUUGUUAAUAAAAUUGCUGAGGUCACCAGUGA